GAGACGGCACGGAGCGGGGCGGCCGAGGGGGCGGACCGGACCGGCGAGCGGAAAACUUCACGCACUGCCACGCAGCAGCGGGACCCGCAAUUCCCACCGGGCACGCGCCACUUCGCGGACACAAGCGCCCUGUUCGCACGCGGACCUGACGCGCGCCUGCGGUUCCGCCGGACCGGAGACGCGCCCGGCAAACGGAAUUAAAAAAAAUAACCGAAAAGAACAGGAGGAUUCGGUGGAGGAGUGGAGGAGUGGAGGAGCCACAGGUAGGAGGACUCCGCUCCGCCACAGGUGAGGCUGCCGCGGCCGGACAGCGAGCUUAUCGGAGCGCGUGCGGCGGGUCAUGCGGAUUUCUCCGGUGCCUGAUCGGAGCGCCGCGACGCAGCAGGAGGAGCACCGGGACGAGCACCGGGAGGAGCACCGGGAGGACCAGCAGCACUGAGCGGAGCACCGGGAGGAGGAGGAGGUGACGCGCGCGGAGGACGCUCUCCAGCCCGGACCGGCGGCAGCAUGUCCCGCAGGAAGCAGAGCAAACCCCGGCAGAUCAAGCGUUCGCUCGGGGAUCUGGACGGCGGCGAGGAAAACACGGCGGAUAACCUGAGUCUGUCGGGGGAGGAGGGCGGAGCUUCGGACCCGGACGACUCGGCCGAGGGCGACAGCUGCAGCCCGCCGCCGUUCACGCCGCUGUACAACGAAGAGCCUCAGACGCAGGACUCCGGCGGCGGCGGUCCGGACGACGAGGACGCGGAGGGGGAGGAGCCAUCGGCCACGCAGAGCGGCGGGGAGGAGGAGGAUGAGGAGGAGGAUGGCGAGGAGGAAGAGGAGGGGGCGUCGCCGUGGAGAGGUCCAGACGACCUGCAGCUCAGCGAUGACGGCGGCGGCGGCGGCGGCGGCGGAGGGGGCGUGGCCGCCCUCAGGGACCUCCACCCAGACACCACCUGGGGCCCCUACCCGGGCGUCGUCCAAUCAGAGGGCAGCGCGGAGGAGCCCGACUCAGAGGACCUGAGGUUAACGCUGCUGUGUGAGGACGCAGACUGUUGGAUCAGUCGCCUGCCGCUGACCUCCGAUGCUUCAUCAGCGAACUGCGUCGUCUACAGCCGAGGUCAGGAGCUGUUCUGUAAGGUGACGGCCGAGCUGACGGCUGGCGAGCGGCUGCUGGCGUGGGGUGGUGGUGGCUCCUCUUCCUCCUCCUCGUCCUCCUCUGCCUCCCUGCUGGCCCGACUCUCCCCUCCACUCAGCCUCGUCACCCAGAAACCGGCGGCGGCGGCGGCGAACGAGAAGCCGCUGUACCCGGCGGCGCUGCGCUCCGACAUCCAGCUCCUCCCACAGCAGGCCGGCAUGGCGGCCAUAUUGGCUACAGCCGUGGUCAACAAGGACAUCUUCCCCUGUAAAGACUGUGGGAUCUGGUACCGCAGCGAGAGGAACCUGCAGGCUCACCUCAUGUACUACUGCGCCAGCCGCCAGAAGCAGCCGGCCGCCGCCUCCUCUCCCCCGCAGGACAAACCCAAAGAGUCCUACCCCAACGAACGCAUCUGCCCCUUCCCGCAGUGCAACAAGAGCUGCCCCAGCGCCAGCUCCCUGGAGAUCCACAUGCGCACGCACAGCGGCGAGCGUCCGUUCGUCUGUCUCAUCUGUCUGUCGGCCUUCACCACGAAGGCCAACUGUGAGCGCCACCUAAAGGUGCACACGGACACCCUGAAUGGGGUGUGCCAUGGCUGCGGGUUCAUCUCCACCACCAGGGACAUCCUGUACAGCCACCUCGUCACCAGCCACAUGGUCUGCCAGCCGGGCUCUCGCAGCGAGGUCUACUCCCCGGGGCCGGGCCUGCCCAAGCUGCCCAUGUCCACCGGUCUGAGUCCGGGGGACUCCGGAGUGGUGCUGAAGUGCCAAGUUUGCGGCCACAACUCUGAAUCCCCCGCCCAGCUUCAGCAGCAUGUCCGAACCCACCUGGAGGUCCGGGUCCCAGCAGAGCGGAGCCCGACUCCUCGUCAGGGGACCCCGUCAUUGGCUGACCACCCCCAGCUGUCUCCCCAGGAGAGGGAGCCCUUAGCCUGCGUGCCCAAGCCGGACUCAUCCAGCCCCGGUGCGAACGGUGGUUCGGCCACGCCUCGAGACUUCAGCCCUCCUGACGGUCAAACCACCGAGCUGAAGAUCAAAGAGGAGCCGCGGUCCGACUCCGACACCGAGGAGCAGCAGAUAGAGAUGACGGAGGUGAGGGUGGGGGAGGAGGAGGUGGAGGAGGAGGUGGAGGAGGAGGAGGAGGAUGAGGAGGCUGACCGAGAGGGCGGCGAUCAAGAAGAAAACAAGACAAAAGUACAACAGACCACCUCGUCCUGCUUCACCUCCAAUUCCCCGAAGAGUCCAGCAUCUGCAACCGUGAAGGCAGAACCAACCAGUCCCACCCCCGGUUCCAGCCCCGCCCCUGUGGGUGGUACUGGCUCUGUCGUUCCUGGGGGGGCAAUGUUCCUGCCCCAGUACAUGUUCAACCCCGAGGCAGCCAUCUUGCCUCAGGCCUCAGAGAUCCUGGCCAAAAUGUCUGAAAUGGUUCACAGCCGUCUGAAACAAGGCCAGACCAUCGCUCAGAACAGCCCAGCAGCCUUCUUCCCCUCCGGGCCAACUCCACCCACUGCCACGGCAACCCCGCCUCACAAAGGAGCCACCUGCUUCGAGUGCGACAUCACCUUCAACAACAUCAACAACUUCUAUGCACACAAGAGGCUGUACUGCUCCAGCAGGCACCAAGGCGACGGUGCAGCCUCAGCUUCGGGCACCGGGUCGGCCAGAGAUGCAGCCCCGGCCGGGGCACCUCCCAGCGGGGCGCCCGGCUCCUCCGCCUCUCCUCAGGGUGGAGCAUCCAGCAGGGCGGCGUCGGCCUCUCCGACCGAUUCCGACACGCCUGCAGGCAGUGGAGCGACGGAACCUCGCCGGGUGAUCGAGGUGAAGACGGAAUCUCUGACGGGGAGAGAGGGAGUGUCUUCGUCCUCGGAAGGGGAAGGCGGAGGUGGAAGUGUCGGAGGAGGAGGAGGAGGAGGAGGAGGAGGAGGUGGAGGUGGCGGCGGACGAGCCAGCGAGGGCAGCCAGAGUCCUGCGAGUGGGUCUGCAGAGGACCUCGAAGAUGAUCCCAACAGAACCUUCUGCGAAGCCUGUAACAUCCGCUUCAGCCGCCACGACAACUACACCGUCCACAAGCGCUUCUACUGCGCGUCUCGGCACGACCCGUCCAACCAGAGAGCCACGCACAUGUCCAAAAGUACCAACGCCGCCGCCUUCCUGCCGCAGCCCAUCCGCACGCGCAAGAGGAAGAAGAUGUACGAGAUCCACAUGGCCAGGACUGAAGCGUUAGCAAAUGCCGCGGCAGCGGCGGCCUCCGCUGCCGCGUCCGCCCCGUCUCCGUCCGUCCUGGGCUUGGCGGUGAAGCAGGAGGUUUCUCCCGGUGGUGCGGGGAGUUCCAGUCCCGAAGGAGACGGUCCGAUUGACCUCAGCAAAAGACCUCGUCUGAGGGAGGGUCCCCGGCACGGCGGCGGCAGCAUCCUUCCAGCGCUGCCGCUCACCGACUACCACAAGUGCACUGCUUGCAGCAUCAGCUUCAACAGCAUCGAGAACUACCUGGCUCAUAAAACCUACUACUGCCCCGCCACCACCCUCCAGCCGCACACGCUGGAACAGCUGCACCGCCUCAAGAGGUCCGCCUCCACCUCUCCCAAGAGCAGGCCUCAGCAGGAACGGCCCGACCUGCUGCACCCCGUCGAGGCCAAAGCUCUUCCGGCCGAGUGGGUCGUCCAGGGUCCGGGCACGUCGUCCACUCCUCACCCCGCCGCCUUAACAGCCUCCGGUGCCGCGUCGCCGCCGCACAGCGCCGUCGCGCUCGCGGCUACUCCGGCAGCGGGCGCCAAAGGCACGGGCUCCACCCAGGUGGUCUGCCCUUACUGCCCCAACAGGCCCAUCACCUGUGACCUGAUGGAGCACUUCAAGGUGACCCAUGGCCUCGUGGUGACAGUCCAGCCGCCGCUGGAGUCCCCGGCCCAGCCGGGGAGCACGGUCAGCCGGAGCCCGAGCCUCAGUCCCAGAGACGGCGCGUCCGCCGCCACGUCCUCCGUCCCGGCCAGCCAGGCCAAACUCGUGUCUCGGGGGCACAAAGACAGCGUUAACGGCCAGGCCAGGAGCGGCGCCGCCUCGCCCGUCUCGCCUAUGGUGAACGGCAGCCCGUCCGCCGGCGGCGGAUCGCCGGCGGCCGGGUCUCCCCUGCCGGUGUCUCCCCCGACGGCUCCUUCUCUGACUGUGUCACCUGUGCCUGAGGUCCUGAGGGAGAAGCCCGACAAGCCGGCUGCGACCACGCCCCCUCAGCCCGCCCCCAAAACCCCGGCAGCCUCCCCGAUCCAGAACGGAAACUCCCGUUUCUGCCGGCUGUGCAACAUCAAGUUCAGCAGCCUGUCCACCUUCAUCGCCCACAAGAAGUACUACUGCUCCUCCCACAGCGCCGAACACGUCAAGUGAGCCCGGCGCUGCCUCCCGGUUCUUUCCCCGCCCUUUCUCUUUCCAAUGGAGCUCUGAAGGUCGUCCUGCCCCCCCCCAGUGAACAGUGACUGUUACCCCCCCAGCGGGGCCGAAGCCCGGCUGCCCCACAGCAGCGUUUUGCAGGUAGUGUUACGAACAGACAGUGACUGAUGCGCCUCCUAUGGGUCAAAGUUUGAAGUACACUAAGAGCCGAGGCGAGUCCCUCCUGAGUCCGCCACCCCCCCCGGGCCUCGCCGUAUGUUGCAUUAUGGGACGCUAAACAGAAGAGAAUCAGACGGCCUCCUUCAUGUCUUCUCUGAACUGAGCGGCCGUGGGUUUGGAGGCUCUUCCUGAUUCUGGUUCCAGACCCGGUCUGGAGGAUCACUCAUGUGGGGGAGAAAAAAGAAGAAGAAGAAAGACUCGAUCACUGUUAAUGUUUUUAUUAUCUGUGCAUAGUGUAUGAUGUCUGAAAAGAAGAAUUCUAUAAUGCUUUUGGUUUCAACACUGGCUCUUUUUGCUUACUAGAGAAGCUGAGGCGUUUUUAGCUGAAGAAAAAAAAAAAAGGUGUGGUAUCACGAUGUUACUAAUUACUGAAGGAUGAUAUUUCAAACCCACAAACAAAAAAAAAAACACGGACAGCCGUUCUUUUCUUUCAUACACGCAAAUUUUUAUUUUCUUUCAGAAGAUGAGAAAAAAAAUGUGAAAUAUUUAUCUUUUAAGUCCUCACCGAUUUCAUGUCAACAGAAAACUACCUACUUAGUGUUUGAGAGUAUUUGUAUUUUUUAUUUGAAUAUUUUUCAUACUGUUGGAAGGAAACUGUUUGGAUGUGGGUGUUAAAGUGAAUUUUCUAAGUGUAGAUAUGUAAUAUCUCUUCACGGUAAUCACUGGGAUCUCACACUGUUAUCACCGUUUCUGUUCUGCUGAGCUCCGACGGCCGGCUCGCAGGGUGUGCUUUAGUUUUCAUCCCCUUAUCUUGUGAAUUUAGCUGAUUCUGAACACAUGCGGAUCAAAAGGCGCGUCCUCACACCCGGGUUCGGCUGCAGGAGCGACGGAGGCGGUGGUUUCCGGUGACCUCCGCCUCGCGGUCGCUCAUUAAACUGAGGUUGUUGUUUUUUUUUAGAUUUCAUGAUUGUGUUUCUGUCCGGUAAUGAAGUCAAAGCGGUCGCAGCAGGUUAAGCGCAGUUUGUGUGUUCGUCUCUCACUUCACGUCUUUUUUUUUUUUUUUUUUUUUUUUUUUAAGGCUUUUAAACACUGGAGGAGCAACGAGUUAAUGAGAUGAAAAUAACGAACAAAAUGUUCAAACUGCUUCAGAAAGAGUCAAAAGUUCAACUAUGAUAUCAAACAAGCAAAACAUCAUCACAGAAUUCUAAUACAAAUAUAUUAAAAAUCAUUACAGUGGGAGCAGCAACAGCGUAAAGGUCUUAAAGCAAAAAUCACCUCUUAGAUGCAAAAGUGUCAGCAGUAUCGCGCCUAUCUGAGACUAGAAUGGAUGAAAAGUGCGUCACGUUUCCAUGACGACCGAGUCGGAAACACGGGGAGAGUGGAGUCUGAAUGGUUUCUACUGCAAUACAGUCAGAAGCUGAAACAUCUCUGAGGGACGAAACAAGAAACGCUCUAGUUCCUCUUCAUUCCUCUGCGUUUCUGAGUCAGUCGUCAGAAAGCCCCGCCCUCUUUUCUGCUCUCAGCCAAUCACUAAUGUAUUUCCAAAACUUGGUUUUUACUUCGUUACAGCGAAAAGAAAGUAGUAUAUUACUGUAAUUGUUACUUGAUACCGUGUUACACCGACACUGAGUACAACUCAUGAUGAGAGUUAAAAUGUUGGCACACAAAAAAAACACAACCUGAGUGAAAAUCUAAACCCGACAGCACAAAAACAGAAGUCAGAGCUCAAAUAUGAAUUAAGACAAAGAGAAAACGUCUUCAUUCAGAGGAAUAGGAUGAGUAUUGAAUACGAGGAAAACACAGGCUCCGCCCUUCAGUGUUUAAAGGCUGCAGAUGUUCCAGCUGUGACUCCUCCUCCUCGUCUCGCGAAGCGUCUCAGCUGCCUUCAGAUCCUCUCUGGACCGAAACGCGGUGAAAAACAUCUGGCCGACGUGUUGAUAUCAGAAUUGGAUCACAGAAACAAUCCGAUCUGCCGUUUCUGUGGGUUUAAAGUUGAUUACAGUCAAACGGCGCCGCGGCUCCAGCUGCCCUGCUGUUUCCACUCUUCCUCUCCGUCGGUUAUUACGGUCCGGCACGCCGCCGGCGCCGCGGCGAGCGGCCAGUCCGCCGAGGCCGCUCGCCCAUCAGGCAGGUUCGCUGUUCUGGAAUCGUCUCGCUUCCUCUGUUUUCCCGUCCAGAACUCCUGCUUCGUGUCUCUCAGAUGUUUUCGCGUUCACUCGGACGGGAAGCCGCGGACGCCGCGGCUCCGUUUCCACGGCGACCGAGUUAAACCCUGGCGACGUCCGCGGUGCUGGGAGCCGCUGAGAACGCCGCGGCUCCCGUGUUGAACGCACAUCGGCGUCAGACCGGUUCCCCAAAGCGUUGUCGUGGAAACGGAGCCCGGUUCGGAGAAGCAGAUCCUGUUACAGGGCCGCGUCGGUGGAAGCAGCGUCUGCGAGUACGAGUCCCGCCUCUGGAACUCUCAGACCUCUGCUCAGAGGUUCUCCGUCAGAUUUCUCGGCGUCUCCGACAUCUGUCUUAUCCCUGAGCGUCUUUCCAAAUCUCUUCCAAAACUCUGAAUUGUUGCUCUUCAUUAGUUGGGAAUUGGAAGGUUGCAGGUUCGAUUCCCCAUCCACACUUCCCUACCAUGUGGAAGUGUCCAUGAGCAAGACGCUAAAGACCCCAAACCGUCCACUGGAUGGACUAGGGCUCCUGACUCAGCAGGAAUAGAACAUCUCACAUUUCUGUCGGGGUUUUCUGGCCGCCGUCGGUUCUCCUGAACCUGAACACUGUGCCGUUGAGCAAGGCAUUGUAACGGAGCUGCGUUCACACACUCUUCUGCUGUGCUGCCUCCAGAUGUCCCCUGCUCAGCGUCUCUCCGUACGUCCCUCCUCUCAUUUGGGUUUUUUCAUUUGUUGCACUGCGUCGUACAAAACUGUGCUGAAUGUUUUAGGUUGAGCUACUUUUGUUUGGUUGUUAUUGUAUUUAUGUUACGCGGCACUUUUUCCUGUUGAAAAGAAAAAAAAGAAAAAAAAAAAGCCCUGCGUCAUCGCUCUACCUUGAAGGACUUCCUGAAAGAUUCCCGCCCGGCAUCCGGCUUCGGUUCCGUUCUGAAGAUCUCUGGUUUCUGUUGAUGAUUCCUUUAGAUGAAAAAUCACAAUGAAUGUCGACACUUUUUUAUUUCCAACUUCUUUCCUCAUUUAGUUUCAGUUUCACUACACUCUUGUCCAAACUAUGCAUGGGAAAUAAAAAAA
This is a messenger RNA of Salarias fasciatus (jewelled blenny), 7886 nucleotides long. RefSeq names its product zinc finger protein, FOG family member 1 (gene zfpm1). The record is from RefSeq and is a predicted model, not a curated record. Gene Ontology annotation, cellular component: nucleus. Bases 508 to 4491 code for a protein of 1327 amino acids. Gene Ontology annotation, biological process: positive regulation of transcription by RNA polymerase II; erythrocyte differentiation; heart development. Lineage: Eukaryota; Metazoa; Chordata; Actinopteri; Blenniiformes; Blenniidae. The transcript has 10 exons. Gene Ontology annotation, molecular function: RNA polymerase II-specific DNA-binding transcription factor binding.